Messenger RNA from Solanum lycopersicum (tomato), 591 nucleotides. NCBI's taxonomy places the organism in Eukaryota, Viridiplantae, Streptophyta, Magnoliopsida, Solanales, Solanaceae. The record is from RefSeq and is a predicted model, not a curated record.
AUGUCCGAGUCAGUUGUCCAAUGUCUGAAAUUCUCAAACCUUGCUACAGAUUCAGUGUACUCACAAGACUUGCCUUGGAGGACUCCUAGUUCAUUCAACGACAGAAGGCCACUAGUGGUCCAAUUAAGCCAUUUUGAUUAUGGUGGCAUAGCGUAUGCUGUGCCUGAUGUUCAACGUGAUCAGCAUCAACCGCGUGUGUCAAAAAUGUACCGUUUCUCAUCCUCUAGUUUAGGCAGACUCAAGGAUACAGUUUCAAUGAAUCUAGGAGUGCAGAAUCCAACUCGAUUUGAAGUUGCCACAGCACUUAUACAUGAAUGUGGAAGGGCAGCGUCCAAGGCAAAUAAUUCAGGCAUAUUCAUACCAUCUCUAUCGUGCCAUCUAAUGAAUUUACAUCCACCAUUGCCCCUAAACACCAUUGGAAAUGAUGUUCAUUUCUUUAAUACAAGAGCAGCGACAGAAGAUGAGAUACAAGUGCCCCACUUCGUUGCUCAGCUAUGCAAGGCUAAACAACAUCCUCGAUAUCAGCUAGCCUCACGUUCACUUAUGGAAAUCAUAUUAGAGCCAGCAGCUUGUGCCAUUAGGCUAUAUUAG